GAGUGUCUGUUAGUCUGUUAGAGAGUUCAGUUCACUCUGCAGCUCUAUCAGUCUGUCUCUGUCUCUCUGUCUGUCUCACUCUCUCCCUGUCUCUCUCACUCUCUGUCUGUCUGUCUCACUCUCUCUCAGCCUGUCUCACCCUCUGUCUGUCCCUCAGGAUGGACCAGUGUCGUUAUGGAUUAUUGAUCAUUGUGUUUCUGCUGCUGAUCGACUUUUUACACUCAGUUUACAUCACUGACCAGUCAGAUUCUCUCCAUCAGGUUCUGUCAGAGUUCGCUGUGGUUCGUCCAAUCAGGACCAACUCAGAGGGCCACUUCCUGUCCGCCUCAGUCUCCUCCCACCACCAGCGGCGCAUAAAAAGACACGCCCACUCCCCAGAGGCCACGCCCCCCGACACAAACAAUGACAGACAGACUCAAACGGACACGCCUACAUUACUACAGGCCCCGCCCACCGGCGCGUCACCGUCCAACCAGACGGGGCGCAGCUGGAGGGGGCGGGGCUACAGGACGGAGGAGGCGGAGCUUUUCUACAACGUGACGGUGUUCGGUCAGCAGCUCCACCUGCGGCUGCGUCCCAACGCUCGCCUCGUCGCCCCCGCCGCCACCAUGGAGUGGUGGGAGGAGUCGGGACGCAAACACAAGCAGCCAAUCAGAGACGCCGGCUGCUUCUACACAGGAGAGGUGUCCAACAUGGAGGACACGGCGGUCGCCAUCAGCAACUGUGACGGGCUGGCCGGGAUGAUCCGGACGAGUCAGGAGGAGUUUUUCAUCGAGCCGAUGGAUCGUUGGAGGACCGGAAGAGAAGAAGAAGAAGAAGAAGAAGAAGUAGAGGAAGAGGAAGAUGGAGGAAGGAAACACAUCGUUUAUCGAUCCUCCGCCAUCAUCAAGAAACAACCAGCUGUCAAUCAAACUGAAACUGUCAAUCAAACAGCGGACGACUUCCUGCGAGGUCCUCUGUUAGGAUCUCUGAACCUGAACCAGAACAUGUUCUGGUCCGGACCCGGAGCAGCUCGACACCGGCGCUACAUCGAGGAGGCGGAACUGUUCAACAUCGAGGUUCUGUUAGCUGUGGAUUAUUCCGUUCUUCUUUUCCACGGCCGAGACCACAUCCAGAAAUAUCUUCUGACGCUCAUGAACAUAGUCAAUGAGAUCUAUCAGGAUCAUUCUCUGGGCGCCAACAUCAACAUUGUUCUGGUCAGAAUCAUCAUGUUGUCUCCAUCAAAGUCCCAGGAGCUGAUCUCUGUGGGGAACCCCCAGAAGAGUCUGGAGAACGUUUGUGGAUGGUCGUAUCUCCAGCAGAGGGAGCAGAGUCAUGCCGAGCAGCACGACCACACCAUCUACCUGACCAGGCAGGAGUUCGGCCCUUCCGGCAUGCAGGGUUAUGCUCCCGUUACAGGAAUGUGUCACUUGCACCGGAGUUGCGUCCUCGUCAUUGAAGACGGGUUUUCCUCGGCCUUCGUAGCCGCCCACGAAACAGGACACGUGUUAGGGAUGGAGCAUGACGGCGAGGCGAAUGACUGUGAGGACGACGUGCCGGUGGGCAGCAUCAUGUCUCCGCGGGUUCAGGCCACCUUCAACCGAUACCACUGGUCCCGGUGCAGCUGGAGGGAGCUGCACCAGUACCUGGAUACCUAUGACUGUCUCCGUGACGACCCGUUCUAUCAUGAUUGGCCGGCUCAGCCUCAGUUGCCGGGGUUUCAGUACUCCAUGGACCAACAGUGUCGCUUCGACUUUGGACCAGGAUACAGCCUCUGCACUGCAUACACGACCCUUGACCCCUGCAAGCAGCUGUGGUGCAGCGACUACAACAACCCGUUCUACUGUAAGACCAAGAAGGGUCCUCCGCUGGACGGGACCAAGUGUGGACCGGGGAAGCACUGUUUCAAAGGGUUCUGCAUGAAGCUGACGGCGGACAUGCUGAGGCAGGACGGCGGCUGGGGGACGUGGAGUCCGUACGGCAGCUGCUCGCGGUCCUGCGGGGGCGGGGUCCGGUUCCGGGCCCGGCGCUGCGACAGCCCAGCUCCAGCCAACGGGGGACGUACCUGCUUCGGACACAGCUACGAGUUCUCGCUGUGCAGCCAGGACGAGUGUCCCCCGCUCACCGACUUCAGAGAGGAUCAGUGUAAAGUCUGGAAUCCAUUUUUAGAACAUGAAGGACACAAACAUCACUGGCUGCCGUACCAACACCCCGACCCUGAUGAGCGAUGUCGUCUCUUCUGCCAGUCGAAGGAGACGGGCGCCGCGGUGUCCAUGAACAGAAUGGUGCAUGAUGGGACGCCGUGUUCCUACGGCGACGCCCACAGCGUCUGCGUCCGAGGAGAGUGUGAGCACGUGGGCUGUGACGGACAGAUUGCCUCGGACCAGCAGGAGGACCGCUGUGGCGUCUGCGGAGGAGACAAUUCGAGCUGUCAGGUCAUCAAAGGAAACUUCACCCGCAGCACCAAGAAACAAGGUUACCUGAAGAUCUUGGAGAUCCCCAAAGGGUCCAGACACCUGCUGAUCCAGGAGUUCAAAGGGACGCCGAACGUCCUGGCAAUGACCAACCUGGAGACAGGCAACGUCUUCCUGAACGACAAAGACGAUCUCCCAGAGUCCCGAGUCCUGAUCGAGAAGGGCCUGAUGUGGGAGUACAGCAACACUGAGGAGCGGGAGUCCAUCCAGACCUCCGGGCCCCUGACGUACGGAGUCCUGCUCAUGGUCCGCUCCACCGGCGACAACAAGGUGACCGUGUCCUAUAAGUACAUCAUCCAAGAUCGACUCCGGUCCUCGCUGGAGUCCAACCUGGUGCAGGAGGACGCCAUCUUCUAUGAGUGGGCGCUGAAGAAGUGGUCCCACUGCUCCAAACCCUGCGGGAGAGGAAAACAGUACACAAGGUUCGGCUGCAGGAGGAAAGCGGAUGGAAAAAUGGUUCAGAGAAUGUUCUGCAGCAACAUCAACAAACCAAGAGCCAUCAGCCGCACCUGCAACUCUGAGACCUGCAGCCCUCCAAGCUGGUUGACCGGGGAGUGGGAGGACUGCAGCGCCUCCUGCGGUCAGACGGGGUGGCAGCGCCGCUGGGUAGGCUGCCAGCAGACGACCAGUGAGGGCCAGCAGCAGCGCUCAGUGAACAGCAAACUCUGUAAUGAAGAUCGACCGGAAGGGAAACGACCCUGCAACCGAGUACCCUGCCCUGCUGCCUGGAGGACCGGACCCUGGACUCCGUGUUCGGUGCCAUGUGGAAACGGGACUCAGGAGCGGCAGGUCGCAUGUUUGAGUCCAGAGGGUUCCCCCCGAAACUGCAGCGACCCUAAACCAAUCACGACCCGCACCUGCCAGCCCGCACCCUGUACAGGCCAGCGGUGCCGUGGAGACCGCUCAGUGUUUUGCCGGCUGGAGAGGUUGAGCCGGUUCUGCUCCAUCCCUGAAUACCGCCGGAUGUGCUGCAAGUCCUGCAGCGAGAUAAACCUUGGCAACUCCAGCAACUCUGACAACUCCAGCGUCUCCAGCAACUUCAGCAGCACAAUCACACCAACUGCCAGCAGCACAUCAGAGCAGGAGUUGACCUGGACCACCUGGGGCGAGGGCGAGGGCGAGAGUGGUUCAACCACAGAGAUGAUGACUUCAGCCUCCACCUCCUCCUGGUCUGACAGCAAUUACAUCACUAGUGACAUCACACGUGACAUGAUCAGCACGCCAACUCCAAGCUUCACUGUAACUCCGUCUCCCACCAGCAGGAGCAGCACCGACUUUGUGUAUGUGGAUUACGACGAUUACAACGAUUAUUCGUCCUUUGAGGAUCCUUCCAUUCGCUCUGACACUAAUAUCAUUCCAACUACUACUAUAAGUACUACUACUAUCACUACUACUACUACUACGACGACGACUACAAGGCGUCAAAGAAAAACUGCUCCACCACAUUUAUUCAAGAGGAAAACUACCACUACCACAACGCCUCCUGCUACAGUUCCUGUAGUCACUGCUGAGGCUCAGAGUCCAGCUCCAGUGCCGGCUGGGACGCCAGUUGUCCCAGAGUUUCCCGCCACAACAUCAGAUAACCCUGAUGACAUCAUCACCGCCACAUCAUCACCAAACAGAACACCAGGGGGGCAGAACCUUCAGACAGACACUGAACCAACGCCAACGUCGUCAUCGUCCUCCUUCUUCCCGCUUUCUAAGAAGGAGAACAACUCGGUAGACGAGGUCCAGUACCGGAUCGUUGGGCUGGACGCUGACGUCACCAGGGGACAGCAGAACUACUUUGUGCCACGGAUCCCACCAGCCCGCGAGCGAACACAAAACAAACGAAUCCAGCAGCUUCUGAACGAGAAACGACGGAAAGAUCAACUGAAGAGACCCAGCAGGAGCCGAGAGGGCAGGACUGACAGAAGACACGGCGGAUUAUAAAAACAUAUUUUUCUGUUUUUUGUUUUUUUUGUUUUUAUUGUUCACUCAUAAUGACGCAUGUGCAGCUUGCUCACCUUCUGCUAACGCUAAUGAACUCUGAACGAGAAACAGACUGCAGAGCCCGCGAGACGAACGCCUGAUGAGGAUCUUGAAGAGAAGUUUCCAGUCAUGUUUGCAGUAAAGUAAAUAAAGAAUCCUGAAGUCUAGACUUGAUCCUGAAAAGGUUUAUAAGACCAGGAUGGAAACUUUUGCUUCAUUCUUCUUCUGGCGUCCAGUUGUUGGUUUUCACAUUCAUGAUGUUUGUACCAAAUAAUCCAGUUUCUAAAUAAAGUCUCAUCCAGCUGCUGAUGUCACCAUGACUCGUGUUCAAGGAACAGUUCAACAUUUAGGUAAAACUUGUUCUCUCUCUCUCUCUCUCUGAGUCAUACUUGGUCUUAAAGGGACAAUUCACCCCAAAAUUAAGUUUUAUUGUCGUUGCAGCUUUAAAUAUCGCUGUCGGCAGAAUCCAAAAUGUAUCGAUAGACGCGCCAGAACAAACCUCGGGUCCUGCAUUGAUUAUAUUUUUCUGUUCGUCCUUGUUGAACACUUUAAGUUUUACCACAGGACCACAUGUGUGAGUAUUUAUGUUAGAAGACGCUCCAGUGUAAACAACCCUACAUCCUCCUCCGUGUCUGAGAUAAUCCCCCCUGCUGCUCUACAGCUGCUGUGGAGGUCCCAGAUAUGUCGGGGUUAUAUUUAGACUAAUAAUUAUGAUCUGGAGGAAUUUCAUCUCCUUCUGCAGGACCUGUGCCUGGAUGACUGCUGGUACAGCACUAAAACAUCAGGAUGAAGCCAAAAUAAAGUGAUUUAGCUGUGAUUUAAUGUCAAUAAAUGGAUCAAAAGACAUCAAGAAAUGAAGUCUGACUUCAUGCUUUGUCAGGUCUGUCUCCAACAACACAAGAACACUGCUGUUAAAAUAAUGGUUUUCUGAAUCGAGUCUGGUUCGAUCACAGUUGUAAAUCAAUGGAUAUCAUUAAAUAGGGAAUUUUUAUGGAUUGUUGAACAAUUUAAGGGGUUCUUAAAAACAAAUAACGCAAAAAGUUAAUGGAAAAAGUUAGGUAAUUUAAGGUUUAAAUUAAAGGAUGCUUUUAUGUUGUUUGGUAAUCAGUAUAAAGCCAAAAUAAAGUGAUUUAAUGUGAAUAAACGGCUCAAAAUGAUGCAGAAAUAACUACAACAUGAUGAAAUUUGGAUAAAAUUCUGAAUUGGUGCUUUGUCAGGUUUAUCUGCGAGAACACAAGAAAAUGACUGUUAAAAUGAGGGUUUUCUCAAUGGAGUUUGGUUCAAUCUAAGUUGUAAAACAAUGGAUAUCUUUAAAUAGCGAGUUUUUUAUAGAUUGUUGCACAUUUUAAGGAGUUUCAAGAGACUGAAACACAAAAAAGUUAACCGGAAAAUGUAAAAAUGAAGGGAAGCUUUCACGUUAUUUGGGGUUUUACACAUUAAUAUGAACUAAAAUCAAGUGAUUAAAUGUGAAUAAACAGAUCAAAAGGAUGCAGAAAUAGCUAACACAUGAUGCUGAUGUUGAAAAAGUCUGAACUGAUGCUUUGUCACGUCUGUCUGCAAAAACACAAGAACACUGCUGUUGAAAUGAUGGUUUUCUGAACGGAGUCUGGUUCAUCAGAGUUGUAAAACAAAAAGUGCAAAUAUUGCAAAUAUCACGUCUUCAUGCAUUGACUUUGUUUGGAAUAAUCCAUAUGAUCAAUCACUCAAUUAUUAUUAUUAUUAUUAUUAUUUUUUAUUAUUAUUAUUAGGCUGUUUAUCUCUCCGCCUGAAGAGGAAUUUCCCACAAACUGUUUUUAUCCUUUAAAGACGAACAGAAACAUCCUGAAGUCUGAUUCUGAUGAACUGUUGAUGUUUUCUCUGAACAUUUCGUUCUGUUUGCAGAUGUUUCGGGAUCAGUUUGACCUCUGUCCUGAUUUAUUCCUCAGAUUCAGAGAUUUUUGUGGCUUUUAUUAAAUUCUGAGUGAGUGCGUCAUGAAGAGCAGCUGCUCGUCUGCUCGACAUCAAACUGAAUUCAGAUCAGAUGAGUCACAGCGAUCAGUGGAAACAGCUGACGGGUUCAAACACGGUUUCAUCCGCUUGUUUCUCGUCUGAUCGUGUUCAGAGGAAGAGAAGAAGAAGUUCACAGAUCUGGUCCAAUAUCAAAUAUCUUUACUGGGAAAAAAAACAUUUUUACAAAAGUGGAAACAUAAUAAGUCUGAUGACUGAUUUAUUUAUCAUCCAUACAAAAUUAUUUGUAAUAAAAAAUAUGCAAUAAUAAGUCAUUAUAAAUUGUAUUUUCUUAGAAACACUUUAAUUAUAUACUAACAAUAAAU
This is a messenger RNA of Centropristis striata (black sea bass), 6736 nucleotides long. RefSeq names its product A disintegrin and metalloproteinase with thrombospondin motifs 2-like. Bases 159 to 4385 code for a protein of 1408 amino acids. Lineage: Eukaryota; Metazoa; Chordata; Actinopteri; Perciformes; Serranidae. Gene Ontology annotation, biological process: extracellular matrix organization; proteolysis. Gene Ontology annotation, cellular component: extracellular matrix. The record is from RefSeq and is a predicted model, not a curated record. Gene Ontology annotation, molecular function: metalloendopeptidase activity. The transcript has 23 exons.